Molecule: messenger RNA, 1218 nt
Organism: Amblyraja radiata (thorny skate)
Lineage: Eukaryota; Metazoa; Chordata; Chondrichthyes; Rajiformes; Rajidae
Gene: pomca
Product: proopiomelanocortin a
Exons: 2
Coding region: 30-980 (316 amino acids)
Cellular component (GO): extracellular region
Molecular function (GO): hormone activity
Source: RefSeq, a predicted model, not a curated record
ACUGCUGCUGCUGCUGCUACUGCCUGAACAUGGUGCGGAGGGAGAUGCUGCUUGCUCUGCUCUCACUAUGGGCUGCAACCUCUGGCCAGCUGCAGGAUUGCUUGCAACGUAGCAAGUGCCUUGAACUGCCAGUGCCAGGACUGAUGGAAUGUCUUGAAAGCUGCAAAGCAGACGAGACUCUGGAAUCCCCGAUCUAUCCCGGCAACAGCUACCUGCAGCCGAUUGAGGAGAACAUCAGGAAUUAUGUCAUGGGUCACUUCCGCUGGAACAAGUUUGGGAAGAAAAGAGCCAACAGCACAGGAUUAUUGGGCAGCAAGCGAGAGGGUGGAAGGGUCAGGGCUAUGAUGGUGCAACUCCCAGCCACAGAGCCAGAAGGUCCCGAGCUGCAAAGUGAGGAUAUGGGCACGCAGUUUCCUAGGCUGAAUGAUAAGAGGUCCUACUCGAUGGAGCACUUCCGCUGGGGGAAGCCAAUGGGCAGGAAGAGGAGGCCCGUCAAAGUCUACCCAAGUAAUUAUGAUAAUGAGUCAGUUGAGAACAUGGGACCAGAACUGAAGCGUGAGGAGUCCGUGGACUUUGACUACCCGGCAGAGAUGUCCUACUUGGGGGAUGCGAAGAUGCAGGGGGAUGCCACGAAGAAAGAUGGGAAGAUUUACAAGAUGACCCAUUUCAGGUGGGGCAGGGGUUCCAAGGGUAGCGGGCAGGGCGGGGGGCCUGAACUUUUGCACCCCCAACCUCUGCUGUUCGGAAACCCGGAAGACAUGGUCCAGGAAAGCAUAGAGAGUGGCCUGCCCGAGGAAGAGGUGAAGAAAGACGGGGAGAAUUACAAGUUUGGACACUUCAGGUGGAGUGCCCCACUCAAAGACAAGCGUUACGGAGGCUUCAUGAAGUCCUGGGGCGAGAGGGGUCAGAAGCCUCUGCUGACUCUCUUCAGAAACGUCAUCAUCAAGGAUGGUCACGACGCCAAAGCUCAGAGCCAAUAGAAGGGUAAAGCUAAAUAGGAAAGCUAGGAGCUGCCGACAAUCUAUUAGAGCAAUCAAUAAGAAGUUAGAACCUGUCUGUGGCAGUUUCCCUGGAUCAAUCAAUAAAAGAGAUAGUGUUGUACCCGGGCUUUAAGUGCUCGCUGGUCCAGGCCAUGGCUCUACAGAGAUAUUUUCCUACCUACUGAGCUGUACAUUAUGUAAAUGGAUCUGAGAAAUAAACUUUUUUUUCGCAAAUGGU